Molecule: messenger RNA, 1918 nt
Organism: Acipenser ruthenus (sterlet)
Lineage: Eukaryota; Metazoa; Chordata; Actinopteri; Acipenseriformes; Acipenseridae
Product: properdin-like
Exons: 10
Coding region: 176-1531 (451 amino acids)
Source: RefSeq, a predicted model, not a curated record
GAACAGGGGUUCAGAGCUGAGUCUGUGAUUCAGAGAGCAGAGGUGUGCGCCAUGCUAGGAGUGACACAGCUUGCUUGAAGUGAACCGUCCAGUGAAGAGUGAAGAGAGAGAGAGAGAGAGAGAGAGAGAGAGAGAGAGAGAGAGAGAGAGAGAGAGAGAGAGAGAGAUUGAAACCAUGUUGCUGUUUGUAAUCACUGGUGUUCUGCUCUGCAGCCAGCAGUCAGCGUCUCAGCUGGUGUCCUGUUACAUGGAGUUUGAUUAUCAGACUGGGCAGUGCUCUCGGUUCCUGAGUGCCGAGGUGGAACAAUCAGACUGCUGCCUCAACCCUGCCUAUGGAUUCAUCAACGAGGCUGGGAAAUGCCAGUCCUGCGGGAGUGCGCAGUGGAGUGCCUGGUCCUCGUGGAGCUCCUGCACCGUGUCCUGUCUGGAGGGAGUGAGGCAGCGACGGAGGACUUGUUACGGCAUCGGAGAAUGUGACGGAAAGGAGAGACUGCAGACCGCGCCAUGCAUCGAAUUGGAGUGCUGCCCUGUGGAGGGUGGCUGGUCGGAGUGGUCACCAUGGCAGCCUUGCUCUGUGACCUGUGAGAGUGGGGUGAAGGUGAGACAGAGGAGCUGCUCUAACCCGCCUCCUAUCUGUGGGGGGGGUUGUGAAGGCAGGAGCACGGAAACCUAUGCCUGCUACACCAACAUGGUCUGCCCAACGCAUGGAAGCUGGUCGUCCUGGGGGUCGUGGAGUUCCUGUUCCAGCUCCUGUAAGAUGGAGGGGUCCCAGAAACUCCCAGUUAAGCACCGCUCACAGAUCUGCUCCAACCCCCCUCCCUCCUCCGACCCCCCUGGAAAGCACUGUCCAGGGCCUGGGGUGGAGACUGUGGAAUGUCCCGAGCUGCCCUUCUGUCCUGUGGAUGGUUCCUGGGGAUCCUGGCGUUCCUCGGGUGGGUGUUCUGUGACUUGUGGACUGGGGUUAAGACAGCAAACGAGAGAGUGCAACAACCCUGCACCCAAACACGGGGGAAUGCCCUGUCCAGGAGAAGAGACACAACACCAGGUCUGCAACACCCACCAGCACUGCCCUAUUGAUGGCAGGUGGUCCGAGUGGUCUGCUUGGUCUGACUGCGUUCGCCACGGCCGGAAGAUUGAGUGUAAGAAAUUGCCGGGCAUGCAGAGACGAACUCGGACAUGUGAGGGCAGAGAGUAUGAGGGCCAAUUCUGCGACGGAGAUAUUGUGCAGAACCAAGCUUGUUAUAAUGUGAGGAGGUGCAGACUUGAAAAAGGAAACUGGGCCGAAUGGAGUCCUUGGGGAUUCUGUCAUCCACCCUGUGGAUCAAACGCUGAGAAAACCAGGACCAAAGUGUGCAAUUCUCCCUUGCCCACUGACUACCCCAUGUUAGUGGGGUUAAAUAAAGAUGAGCCGGUGACUUUCUGGGGAACCCCGCUGCCGUUGUGUGGGGCUGGGGAUGAAGUGACCAAGAAUAUUGACCAAAAGGACCUGUGUCGCCACGUACCAGACUGCGAUGACGACGGAGAAUACUGAUUUUGCUGUUCCGAUAACCUUCAACACCACAGGAAGAUACUCUACAGGAGUGAAACUGUGCUGCAUAUCGAAAAGGAUUUGCUUUAUUGGUGUCAGUGCCUAAAAUGCUUAAAGAACUCACCAAGUUUCACAUCAUAAAGUUUUCAGUGUCAACCUAACAUACCUUAUCCAUUUCAAUAUACCUUACCCACAUCAAUAUACCUUACCCAUUUCAAUAUACCUUACCCACAUCAAUAUACCGUACCCAUUUCAAUAUACCUUACCCACUUCAAUAUACCUUACCCAUUUCAAUAUACCUUACCCACUUCAAUAUACCUUACCCACUUCAAUAUACCUUACCCACAUCAAUAUACACGUGUACAAUUUUCAAUAAACUAUUAAUUGCCA